Molecule: messenger RNA, 1259 nt
Organism: Oryza sativa Japonica Group (Japanese rice)
Lineage: Eukaryota; Viridiplantae; Streptophyta; Magnoliopsida; Poales; Poaceae
Product: WRKY transcription factor 23
Biological process (GO): regulation of DNA-templated transcription
Molecular function (GO): DNA-binding transcription factor activity; sequence-specific DNA binding
Source: RefSeq, a predicted model, not a curated record
UCGAGCCAGGAAGCUCGGUGCGAAGCCCACCGACGUCGCCCGCCCGCCCACGCGCUCUAUAAGUAGACGGCUCUUCGGCGCGUGUCACGUAAGAGAGUCGGCCAACCCACAUGCACGUGUACCGAUGUACAUGGCGGCGGCGGCUGCGGGAGCAAGCACACCCUUCAAUUUUUGCCGCCACGGCUCGCACGCCGAGUACGACGCCGUCUUCAGCGGCAGCUGGAUGGCGCGCCGCCCCUCCGCGGCGCCGCACGGUGGCGGCGCCUCCGGCUCCGGCUCCGGCAGCGGCUACGGCGCCGCCUCGUACGUUGCUCCCACCUUCGGCGCGGCGUUUAGGCAGCAGCAUCUCGACCUCCUCGACUACCUGUCCGACGAUCAGGGCGUUCCGGCGCCACCACCAGCGGCUGUGCCCAGCGCGUCGUACGUGACGCCGGCGCCGGCGAUGGCCCCCGCUGAACCGGUCGUGCCGGAUGCUGUUGCCGCCGCCGGCGGCUAUCCGAGGAGCGUGGCUGCGGCGGCGGCGGCCGUGGCCGGCGAGGGAAGAGAUCGGACGACGACGGACAAGAUCGCAUUCCGGACGAGGUCGGACGAUGAGAUACUCGACGACGGGUAUAAGUGGAGGAAGUACGGGAAAAAGUCCGUUAAGAACAGCCCUAAUCCGAGGAACUACUACCGGUGCUCGACGGAGGGGUGCAACGUGAAGAAGAGGGUGGAGAGAGACAAGAACGACCCGCGGUACGUGGUGACGAUGUACGAGGGGAUCCACAACCACGUGUGCCCCGGCACUGUCUACUACGCCGCGCAGGACGCCGCCUCCGGCCGCUUUUUCGUCGCCGGGAUCAGUCACCCAGACCUUAAUUAAGCUAGGAUAUGCUUUGCCGGCCCAGCUGUGGCUUAGCUUGAUGUGCAGCUCUAGUUAUUGUAUGGGCUGUACGGUUCAGUUAUUUGAAGCGGGUUAUACUUAUAUGUUGUUAAUGUUUGCCUACUGAUUUUAAUUAAUUUCUUAGAGUUAGACUCAAUUUGGCGGAGGGAUUCCCUUCAAAAAAAGAAAUCCCUUCAAAAAAUUUGGCGGAGGGACGACUGAUAUAUAUGGUGACAUUAGCUAGGUUUGCUCACUUUUGGCAAAAAUAACAAGUUUCCUUUCGUGUCACUCUCCGUCCCUAGGUCAGUGUUUGGCAAAACGCCCAAAAAAAUGUCCGUGUUGCCAAUUAAUUUGUCGAUUGUGUACUUCAAUUUCAAGCCAAAUUUCGGCAAAGCUA